This is a messenger RNA of Oreochromis niloticus (Nile tilapia), 1939 nucleotides long. RefSeq names its product mucin-5AC-like. The transcript has a single exon. Bases 341 to 1777 code for a protein of 478 amino acids. The record is from RefSeq and is a predicted model, not a curated record. Lineage: Eukaryota; Metazoa; Chordata; Actinopteri; Cichliformes; Cichlidae.
CAGCAACCACAACAACCACGGCACCAACCACAACAUUAGUGGCUCAAACCACAACAACUGUGGUACCCAUUACAACAACAGUGGCACCAACCACAACAAUAGCUGCUCCAACUACAACUACAGUGGCAACUACCACAACAACUGUUGCACCAACGACAACCACUGUGGCACCCACCACAACAACAUUUGCUCCAGCCACAACAACAACAGCUGUUCCAACCACAAAACAGUGGAACUAACCACAACCACUGUGGCAUCCACCACAACAACAGCUGCUCCAACCACAACAACAGUUGCAGAAACCACAACUCCUGCUCCAUUUACAACAACAGUGGCACCAAUGACAACCACUGUGGCUUCAACCACAACAACAGUUGUACCGACCACAACAUCUGCUUCUCCAACCACAACAACAGUGGCUCCAACCACACCAUCUGCUGCACCAACAACGACUACAGCUGCUACAACCACAACAAGAGUGGCUCCAACCACAACAUCUCUUGCACAAACAACGACUACAGCUGCUCCAACCACAACAACAGUGGCGUCAACGACAACAACUGUGGCACAAACCACAACAUCAGUGGCUCCAACCACAACAACAGUAGCUCAAACCACAGCAACAAUGGCACCGACCACGACAACAGCUGCUCCAACCACAAAAUCUGCUACACCAACAACAACUACAGCUGCUCCAACAACCACUGUUGCACCAACCACAACAAUAGUGCCACCAAGCAUAACAUCUUCUUCUUUUCCAACAACAACUACAGCUGCUCCAACCACAACACCAGUGGCACCAACCACAACAACAGCUGCUCCAACAACAACAACAGCUACUACAACAACAUUAACUGGUGCUCAAACCACAACCACGGUGACACCAAUCACAACCACUGCUGUACCAACCACAACCACACCUGCAACAAUUCCAACAACAGCGGCACCAACCACAACCACUGCUGCAACAAUCACGACAACAUUAUCACCGGCACCAACCUCUGCAGGCCCAACCACUGCGGCCCCACCCACUAAAGUUCCAAUCACAGCAACAGCUGUACCAACCACAACAACAGCUGCAUCAAGCACGACCACAAUGGCCCCAACCACAACCACUGCAUUACCAAGCACUGUGGUAACAACCACAACAACAACUGCACCAAAAACACCAACUGGCACUCAAACCACAACCACAACAGCUCCAACAACAACAGCAUCUGCUCCCACAACGACAACUCAAACGAAGACCACAGCGGCACCAACCACAACCACAGCUGCAGCAGCCACAAACACAGCUGCGCAAACAACAACCACAGCUUCAACAACCAUGACAAUAGUGACACCAACCACAACCACUGCUGCACUAACCACAACAAUAGCUGUUCCGACCACAACCACAGCUGCACCAACCACAACAACAGCUGCUAAAACAACACCAACAGUGGCGCCAACGACAACAACAACUACAGCUGCUCCUAAACCAACUGUUGUUGGUUUAGGAGCAGCAGGUCAAACCACUUUAACAACUGCACCAUCCCUAACCAUAACCACAACCUCUCCCACACCACCCUCCGCAACAUCACCUUCUCCAACAGCAGCACAAACCACAGUAACUGCUGCUCCAACCACAAUCACUGCAGCACCAACAUCAGCAACAUCUGCCCCAACAACAAUUACUUCAACAACAAGCACUACAGCUGUUGUUAUAAGUAAUGCAUUUUCUAUCAGAAUGAAUGUAAUCCAUUUUCUAUUGGGACUUCUCUUCAUCCUUUAUUAACUAACAGGAAAACACACACUAACCACUAAAAAACUGUGAAAGGACCUACUGAAUGUACCACCGAAGUUUGCUUCUACUUUUCUUGUUUAGUUGGGUUUUUCUAACCAGAUUUAAGUGCCUGCAUAGGGCUGAGGAAGGAUAAAUAUUUAACACACCUUUUCU